ACGAACGUCAGGCAGCGAGCAGAGCCGGGGCUGCGGAGGGGCCCGUCGACCCCGAGCGGAAACGGCGGUGACUUCCUUCGGAGGCGCCCAAGUCCUCAGAAUGCCUCCCACGCAAGCUGAAAGUGUUAUAAAGAACAUCAUACGGGAAAUAGAGAAGGAAUGUGCAGCCCAUGGAGAAAUUGUUUCUGAAACUCUGGUUGCUUUCAUGGUGAAAGCCGUUGUCCUGGACCCCAGCAAUGGCUUUAACACGGAUAGAACCCUCAUAAAAAGUGACGUGCAGAAACUUGUGAAGCUCUGUGUGACUCGGCUAUUGGAUAGUAAGAAUCCAUCCCUGGAUACUAUUAAGAUGCAAGUCUACUUCGAUAUGAAUUACACAAGUCGAGGAGAAUUUCUUGAAGAACAUCACCGGGUCCUAGAGUCUCGAUUGAGCUCAGUUAGCAGAGAAAUUACAGAUAACAGAGCAUGUGCCAGAGAGGAACUGGAAAAUCUCUACCGAAAGAUUGUCAGUUAUGUGUUACUUCGCUCUGGGCUUGGGUCUCCUACAGACAUCAAGAUUGUCAGAGAGACAACAGCUGCCCUCCAGAGCGUUUUUCCUCAGGCUGAGCUAGGAACAUUUCUAACUCUUAGUCGGAAGGACAAGGAACGCCAACUGGUGGAGCUCACCUUGAUUGUGACUGGAAUCCGCUUAUUUAACCGGGACUGUGGGAAAGGAGGAGAAGGCAUUGACAACUUGCCAGAGAUUCUCCGUGAAGCAAUCCCUGCCACCACUCACCACAUUGACUGCCAGCUUCAGAUUGCCCAGGACCUUGCAUAUAGAUACACAGCUAUCCUGGAGAAAAUCACAAAGAACCCACUCUUAAUUAAAGAGUUUCAGCCACUUCUGUUAAAGGAAGCACUAUACAAUGUUCGACAAUAUGAGAUUUUCCUUCAGAUUAUUUUGUCAGAUAUAAUUGGUUGUGCUCAAGAAGUGGAAAAGAUGAUAAGGCAGUUAGGAGCCCAGAUGGAACAAUUAAAAAUGACUGUAAAGUCAAAAACAGCUGUCCCAACCUCACAAGUCUUUCCCAUCUUCACAGUACUGGCCAGCCUUUGGACAAGCUUUCAGGAUGAGACUGUUUUGAUUAGUGUCCUCAGUAACCUGACCACACACCUGGAGCCAUUCCUGGGCACUCAUGAACUGCUUUUUCCUCACAAAGUCAUGAAAGAGCUUCUUAAAGAUGUGACUGUGAAGACAGAUGUGUACAGAAUCAAAGAACACAUGGAGGAAAGAGUAUCUUCAGUGGACAUCAGAAAACUGGAAUGGCUUUUUCCAGAAACCACAGCAAAUUUUGAUAAAUUGUUAAUUCAGUAUCGUGGAUUUUGUGGAUACACAUUUGCUACAACCGAUGGUCUUCUCCUUCCAGGAAACCCAGCAAUUGGAAUUUUAAAAUACAAAGAUAACUAUUACACUUUCAAUACCAAAGAGGCUGCAUGCUUAUUUGCAGACAAUCCUGAAAACUUUAUUAAUUUAAUUAAAGAAAAGGCCAAGAAGAAUGCAGAGUUAAUCCAGCUACUGGAACUUCACCAGCAGUUUGAAACCCUCAUUCCAUAUUCACAGAUGAGAGAUGUUGACAAGCAUUACAUAAAGCCAAUCACCAAGUGUGAAAGCAGCACACAGACCGACACCCACAUAUUGCCACCCAACAUCGUGCGGUCCUACGAGUGGAACGAGUGGGAACUAAGAAGAAAAGCCAUAAAACUGGCUAAUUUGCGUCAGAAAAUGACUCACUCGGUACAAACUAAUCUUAGUCACAUGAGAAGAGACAAUUACUCACAGGUGUACCCUUCCAAGGAGGCAAGUACACAGACCUUGCGGGAGAACAGCACUGGCGUGCCCAGGCCCCAGAUUUACAUAGCGGGUCUUCGCGGAGGGAAAAGCAAAACCACCUACGGGGUCAAGGUCAACCUCACUCGAGCGGUGGAUGAAACCUAG
Molecule: messenger RNA, 1969 nt
Organism: Dipodomys spectabilis (banner-tailed kangaroo rat)
Lineage: Eukaryota; Metazoa; Chordata; Mammalia; Rodentia; Heteromyidae
Gene: Cfap206
Product: cilia and flagella associated protein 206
Exons: 13
Coding region: 101-1969 (622 amino acids)
Biological process (GO): regulation of cilium beat frequency; sperm axoneme assembly; regulation of flagellated sperm motility
Cellular component (GO): axoneme; ciliary basal body
Source: RefSeq, a predicted model, not a curated record